This is a messenger RNA of Plodia interpunctella (Indianmeal moth), 2655 nucleotides long. It is a transcript of the gene Cht2, whose product is annotated as probable chitinase 2. The coding region runs from base 138 to 1646 and encodes 502 amino acids. Gene Ontology annotation, molecular function: chitinase activity; chitin binding. The transcript is spliced from 10 exons. The record is from RefSeq and is a predicted model, not a curated record. Gene Ontology annotation, biological process: chitin catabolic process; carbohydrate metabolic process. NCBI's taxonomy places the organism in Eukaryota, Metazoa, Arthropoda, Insecta, Lepidoptera, Pyralidae. Gene Ontology annotation, cellular component: extracellular region.
GCACACCUAAGUGAAAGGCCCCAAUAUUUGCAGUCGCGUCGAAAACGCGUUAUGUUGCGGACGACGUACGAACUUAAACAGCUUUAAAAAUCGUUUAACAACAACCUAGAAUAAAUAACAACAAUAAAUAUAUAACAAUGUUGAAGUGCUGUGUGUGUUUGUUUGUCGUUCUGUCUGGAUUAUCGGCGCUAGCGCAAACUUCUGGAGGACCUAGACAUGGCAAGGCCGUGGUCUGUUACGUGGCGACCUGGGCGGCAUACAGAAAGGGCGCCGGGCAGUUUGAGAUCAAAAACCUCAACCCUACGCUUUGUACUCACCUGGUAUACUCCUUCGCUGGCCUGGACCCCAACCUUAACAGUAUCAAAAGUUUAGACGUUUGGAUGGACUUCCAGAGGAACACGGGCGCAGUCAACGAUAUAAUAGCUCUUAAAGAUCGAUAUCCACACCUUAAGGUGACCAUAGCCAUCGGCGGCUGGAACGAGGGCUCCCCGAAGUACUCCAACAUGGCCGCCUCUAGAGAGACCAGGAAACAGUUCAUUGACAGUGUUCUAGCUUUCUUGAACAAACACAAAUUCGACGGCCUGGACCUCGACUGGGAAUACCCCGCGAAGAGAGGAGGCGCUGAUAAAGAUAGAGAGAACUAUGUGCUACUUGUUAAGGAGCUCAAAGAAGCCUUCAUGGAGAAGGGCUACAUAUUAACAGCUGCUUUCGGCGCCGGUAAGAGCACCAUGGACGUCUCCUACGACCUGCCUCAGCUGAGCCAUCACCUGGACCUGAUACACAUUAUGUGUUAUGAUUAUCACGGCACCUGGGACGGCACUGUUGGUGCCAACGCUCCGCUGAGAGGAGUGACGGAUGAUGAUGAGUUGAAUGUGGAAUACACAAUCAAGUACAUGCUGGACCACGGCGUGAAGCCCCAUAAAAUGGUGCUCGGGCUGCCGAUUUAUGGACGUACGUUUGUGCUGAAGAACCCUAAUAUCACGUAUAUCGAGUUCGGCAGAACGAAGGUGGAAAGUGCUGGGUUUAAUGGACCAUAUACUGGAGAGAAUGGCUUCAUGGGAUACAACGAAAUCUGCAUGGAACUGAAAAACAACGGAUCAUCCUGGCAGAGACUCUGGCAUGAGCAGACCUCAACACCAUAUCUCAGAAACGGGGAAAAGGUGUUGUCUUAUGAUAAUGGGAGGUCCAUUGCCGCUAAAGUAAAAAUGGCCGUAGACUACAACCUCGGCGGGUUCAUGGUGUGGAGCAUAGACACAGAUGACUUCAAAGGCAACUGUGACGGCGAGCUCGACGCCUACCAAGACUUCUACGACCGGUACAAGGCUCUCAGUCACGACCCGGUACUCAACGAGGCUUUGAAGACCUUAAAUUUACGAGACAAUGGCCUCCUUAGCCACACGGCUUACACCAUUGCCGACGGCAAACUCCACCUCAGAAUUCCAGGGCCAAUGCUCUCAAACUACCCACUGAUGCAGUCCAUCAACCAGGCGGCCAUCCUCGCGAUGGAAGAGAAGAAAAUCAUUGAUGAGAUGGAAAAGAUAGCGAGAGGAAACGAGAUAGCGCAUAAAGAUGAACCAGACUCGGCUAAUACGGUCAAUGCUGGUUUGUUAGCAGGAGUUUUGGUGUUGUGUUGUGUAGUAUUUUAGGAUUUAACGUUGGUUAUCGGAGAAUAAUACUCAUUUUUAUAAAAAGACUUUCUAAUAUAUAAACAAUCAACAACAGCCAUUUAAACGUUCACACUGCUGGGGCACUGGCCUUCCUUACGGAUGGAUAAGGAGUUUGGGCCAUGAUGGAUUGGCGGGUUUUAACGCCUGCAGAUACAACCGGGACCAACGACUUUACGUGCCUUCUGAAUCAUGGAACUCAAUCAAGAACUCAAGAUAAUUUUGAUCACCCAUCCAACGACCGACCAUUGUAAGGAUAUCUUAACCGUUACUGUCACAGGUCAACCGCGCUAACCACAGUGCCGGCUCCUUCGUAAGCUUAAUAUAUAUAAGAAAUAUUAAUUCCGUUAACUAUUAACAAUUAUUUUCUACCUUUAUCUGAAUGAGUUUUAAAUUAAACGGGAGUUGAGACUUCUAAAUUUGGAAGUGUAAUCAAAUAUCCUAAUUUUCUAACUAAUAUUAUAAAUGCGAAAGUAAGUUUUUUUGUUAACUCUUCAAGCUUUAAUUACUCCACCAAUCUUCUCAACUCAAUCGUACAUAGUAUAAUUAACAGAACAGAGAAAGAUAAGAAUUAUAAAAGAACAUAAUAUAGUAACUUUCAUCCCGAUAAAAGUACUUUUCCCGUUGGAAAUUGACGUAACGCGGGUGAAGCCGUGGGCAAAAGCUUGAUCAGUUUUAUAACCUAGUCGUCGAGUUCCUUGAUGUGUGUUGCUAAACCUGGAUUAAUAGAAACUGACAAUUUAAUUUGAUAGUGUUAUAAUUAUUGUAUGUGUUAGAUUUGGUGAUAUUUUACCUGCCGCUAUAAAAAUAUUCUUAAGAGAAUUGUGAACAACAUGUUAACAUCUAAGUUUUAAGCAUUUACUUAUUGUUAUCAAGAGUUAAAAAGUUAAAAAAUCAAUACAUAUAAUAAAAUUGAAGAAAGGCCAAAUUUGUACAUUGGAUAUUUUUUUUAUCAAUACAUAUAAUAAAAUUGAAGAAAGUCGAAUUUGUA